CGCGUGUACAGCUACAAGCAAAAGUGCCGGUCUCGCUGCUCAUCUGAUUGAGCUGUGCUCGUUCGAGUUCGAGAUGGCUUUUGCAGUCUCGGUCAAGCAUGCCGGACAGAAGCAUGAUCUACAGCUCGACCCCAGCGCCGACAGUCCGGCGAGCUUCAAGCAACGAAUCUACGAAAAGACGGGCGUUCCCGUCGCUCAACAAAAGGUGCUCGUCAAGGGUGGUCAACUCAAAGAUGAUGCAGACUGGUCAAAGCUGGGCAUCAAGCCGGGCCAUGCCUUCAUGCUCAUCGGCACUGCCGAAGCUUUGCCUGUGCCCCCGCCAGAAAAGAUCGUCUUCAUGGAAGACAUGACAGACUCUGAGCUAGCCAAAGUGUCUAGUGAUCCUUCUGGUCUCAUCAAUCUCGGCAAUACGUGCUACAUGAACAGCACCGUUCAGGUCUUGCGGGCCAUACCCGAGCUACAGACUGCACUCAACUCCUAUCCUGGCACUCUCAGCUCUCAGCAGAGCGAUUCGGCACUCACUGCGUCCCUACGUGAUCUCUACAAGGAUCUCAGCUCUCAGCCAGGCGGGCCACAGUCCGACGGCUAUCCGCCCCUUCUCUUCUGGCAAAUUCUUAAAGGACACGUUCCCCAGUUCCAGGAGAUGCGCGAGGGCAGGCCCGCACAGCAGGAUGCCGAAGAAUGCUGGAAUGCGAUCGUCAACGCGCUCAGAGGGACCCUCGAUAGCCUGCCCGGCGCGUCAAACGGUACGGAUCGUACAGCUAGAUUUGUGCAGCAGUACAUGACCGGCGAGAUCAUCACUGAGACCAAAUCGGUAGAAGCGCCAGCAGAAGCGUCAAGCUAUUCCUCCGAGCCUUUCUUAGAGCUCAAAUGUAACAUCACUGUCGAUACCAACUACAUGAUGGCCGGCAUAAAGCACGCGCUCGAUCAACCCGUCGAAAAGACGAGCCCAACCUUGGGACGCCUGGCACAGUAUCAACAAAUCAGCCGUAUCAAUAGAAUGCCGCACUACCUGACGGUUCACUUUGUUCGCUUCUACUACAACCGACAAACACGCUCGAAGGCAAAGAUUAUGCGCAAAGUGAAAUUUCCCUUUGACCUCGAUGUACAAGAGAUACUGUCCGAUGACUUGAAAAAGAAGACCAAAGCAGUAACCGACCGCUUCCAGGAGAUCGAAAAAGAUCGUCGAGAACGGGGCAAGGUCAGAAAGCGUACAAAAAUUGCUAUAGCGCCGGCCGCGAAGGAUUCGACGAUUGGCACGUCUGCUGGUACGAGUGACUCGGCGUCUGCCAUCGAGCCAGCAGCUGCCCGCGAUGAUGACACCGAACUGUAUACAGCCGCUGGCGAAGCAAAGAAGCGUGCUGCGGAGUACCUAGAUCUGCAACAAAUCAUGGAUCCAAGCCUGACAGGCGAUGCGGGCUCCAAUCCGACUGGCUUGUAUGAAUUAUGGGGAAUCGUUACCCAUAAGGGCGCAAGCGCCGAAGGGGGCCAUUACCUCGCCUGGGUCAAAAGCGCUGCCAACCCUGCCGGUCCUGCGUAUGAUCCGAUUUCACGCUACGACGGCGAUCCGGACAAAGAAGAGUGGUUCAAAUUUGACGACGCGAAGGUCACGACGGUGACAAGAGACAAGAUUGCUCAGCUCGACGGUGGCGGCGAGGACAGCAGUGCUUAUAUUCUGUUGUAUCGCGCAAAGGACCUCGAGUGAGAUCGACGUACAAUAGACGGCACAUUGCAUGCGAUAGUACCAACAACAGUUGCAACCAAUGCAAAUUCGUGUCUAAAAUG
Mixia osmundae IAM 14324 is the source of this 1785-nucleotide messenger RNA. RefSeq lists its product as uncharacterized. The coding region runs from base 74 to 1705 and encodes 543 amino acids. NCBI's taxonomy places the organism in Eukaryota, Fungi, Basidiomycota, Mixiomycetes, Mixiales, Mixiaceae. Gene Ontology annotation, biological process: protein deubiquitination; regulation of proteasomal protein catabolic process; proteasome-mediated ubiquitin-dependent protein catabolic process. Gene Ontology annotation, molecular function: proteasome binding; protein binding; cysteine-type deubiquitinase activity. The transcript is spliced from 9 exons. The record is from RefSeq and is a predicted model, not a curated record.